AUGAAGACGAAACAGCAACAACAGCCAGUCUCGGCUUCACAUACUGAAAAUACUACGGAAAACUCUAUUGCUCACCAGGAGAGCUACCAGAAGGGGUGGAUCAUUGGCGGUAAAUACCGUGAACAAUUAUACGAGGACGAACACAAUCAGGAACUCUACAGCCAACUCCUCCAAGAGGUGGACUUUGACCUUCCUCUUACCGUGAGCACGCCGACCCAACAUGAUGGUAAAAACUUUGUUGUGUUGGAAUUUGCCGAGGGCGACAAAGAGAACCCUUUCAACUGGAACCCAAAGUACAAGGCUUUCAUCAGUCUAUUGCUCUGUCUGAUGACCUUGUUCAUUGGUCUCGCCACAACUGCCUAUAGUUCUGGUAUCACACGGAUGACGGAGGAUCUUGGUGUCUCUUCUGAGUUGGGACAAUUGGGUCUCUUCACCUUUAACUUCACUUGUGCCCUUGCACCUCUAUUCCUGGCACCCUUCUGCGAGCUGGCUGGUCGAAGGGUUGUCUAUGUCGGUGCUUAUGUCUGCUUCGCUUUCAUGUUCAUCGGCCUGUCUCUGGGCAAGAACAUCGCUACCAUUCUUGUCUCUCGUUCCUUACUCGGACUGUUCGGUUGCGUCGGUACUAUCCUUGUCGGCGGUACUUUCGGUGACAUGUAUACUCCGGCCCACCGUGCCAUCCCUAUGGCAUCCUUCGCCUUCAUUGCCAUCUUCGGUACCGUCGCCGCUCCCAUUUACGCUGGCUUCAUCGACCAGGCUCUUGGUUGGCGUUGGGUUGAGGGUAUCCAGGGCCUUGCCAACAUCCCCCUUGUCAUUGUGAUUGCCAUUUUCCUCUGUGAGACCCGUGGAGGUGUGACACUGAAGAAGCGCGCCAAGAUGAUCCGCCAGACGACCGGCGACGGGCGUUUUGUUACCCACAAUGACCUCGAGGCCCCCGGUAUCAGGAUGAUGCUUCACAACUCCUCCAUCAAGGCCAUCAAGAUGCUGUUCACCGAGCCUGUCGUGUUUGCCUUUGGUCUCUGGAUCAGCUUCGCUUGGUUCCUGACCUUCCUCUUCCUCUCCGUCAUUCCCAUUACCUACCGGGAGAAGAAAGGCUGGAGCGAGGGUGUGUCCGGUCUACCUUACAUUGCUCUCUGUAUCGGUACCACCAUGGGCUUCGGUCUGAACUUCUUCCAAAUCAAGAAGUACAAGUCCGUCAUCAACGACCCGGGCCGGGAGUCCCGCCCUGAGGCUCGUCUUUACGGCGCGAUGUGCGGCGCCGUCUGGCUUCCAGUCGGCCUUUUCAUCUACUCCUUCACCCAGUACAAGGAACUGUUCUGGCUUGGUCCCAUCGUCGGCCUGACUCUCAUCGGCAUUGGCAUCUUUUUCAUCUUCGAGUCGUGCUAUAGUUACACAGCAGACUGCUACGGCGAAAACGCAUCCUCUGCUAUUGCCGGCCAGGGUUUCAUGCGUAACACCCUCGGUGCCGUGUCACCGCUGUUCGCAUCCCAGUUCUUCCACAACAUGGGCAGCCAGUAUGCCGGUCUGCUCCUGGCUCUUAUUGCCACCCUCCUCACCCUUAUUCCCUUCGUUCUGUUCAAGUAUGGACCUGAUCUGCGAGCUCGUUCUAGACUUGCAAGCACUGUUCUCAGUUCUCAGGCGUAA
This is a messenger RNA of Penicillium cinerascens, 1641 nucleotides long. RefSeq lists its product as uncharacterized. The record is from RefSeq and is a predicted model, not a curated record. The coding region runs from base 1 to 1641 and encodes 546 amino acids. Gene Ontology annotation, molecular function: transmembrane transporter activity. Gene Ontology annotation, biological process: transmembrane transport. Lineage: Eukaryota; Fungi; Ascomycota; Eurotiomycetes; Eurotiales; Aspergillaceae. The transcript has a single exon.